AUGCCCGCGCUCGCCUCCCCCGCGCCCCUUCUCGCGCGCGCGCCGCCCCGCGCGCGCCGCCACGCCCGCCUCGCGCGAUGCACCGCCUCCGGGGAGUCCACCUCCGCGAGCGUCCGCGUCUUCAAGGGCGGCAGCGCGGAGGUCCUCUUCGGCGCUAAGCAGAACCUCUUGGGUUGCAUCGAACGAGGAGACGACGACGGAGUGGAGCUCGCUUUGAAGGAGCUCGCGGGUCUCAACCCGACGCCGGCGCCCGCGCGGAGCGAGAAGCUGCUCGGCAGCUGGCAGCUCGCGUGGAGCCGGCAGGCGUCCAGCAGCAACCCGUUCCAGAGGGCAUUCGCCAAGUGGUCCACCAAAAAUCUGCAGAUCCUCACCGCGGACGGGCUGGAGAACUACAUCGAGCUCGGGCCAAUGACCGUCUCCGCCCGCGCGCCGAUCAGGGCCGUGUCGGACGAGCGCACCGAGGUGAGCAUCUCCACGAUCGACAUCGCGCUCUUCGGCAACGUAGUCAAGACGAUGGAGAUGACGCCGAAGCCCGGUCGCGGCGCCGGGUGGGUCGAGCAAACCUUCCUCGACGACGAGAUGAGGAUCAGCGUGGGGAACAAGGGGAGCGUGUUCGUGCACGUCAGGGAGGGGGAGCGGGACGGAGACGGGGACGGGGACGGGGACGGCGACGGGGCGGCGGAGUCGACGAGCGGCGGCGAGAGCACCGCGCUGGCCCGGCGAUGA
Molecule: messenger RNA, 726 nt
Organism: Micromonas commoda
Lineage: Eukaryota; Viridiplantae; Chlorophyta; Mamiellophyceae; Mamiellales; Mamiellaceae
Exons: 1
Coding region: 1-726 (241 amino acids)
Source: RefSeq, a predicted model, not a curated record